AUGAUCGUGACUGAAGUUUUAAUAUUUUUUAUUGUAAUUUUUGUGGCCAAACAUUUUUGGGUCCAUCGAAGAUUUUAUUAUUUGGCACACAAAAUUCCACAAAGUAGCUUCGACUAUUCACUCAGAGGAAUUUACCAAAUUCUAACAGCUGAUGGCAAAAAGUUAUUCCAUAUUGCUAAUGAAGCAUUUAAUGGAAAUGAGGUCUGCACUAAAGCAUGGAUUGGACCAUAUUUAUUUGUUGGUGUCGUUAAGCCAGAGGAUGUUAAGAAAGUUCUAAACUCCAAAGACUGUCUCGACAAACCAUUUGUAAUAAAAUUUGCAAAUAUCUUAAAAGGUUCGUUGUUUGGUGACUUAAAUUACUGGCAUUCACAUCGGAAGCUCCUCAAUCCUUAUUUUGGCGCUAAGAACUUAUUGAAUAUAAUUCCAAUUUUCAAUGCAAAAGUGAAAAUUUUGAUGGAAAAUUUCAAGAAGUUGGAAGGAAAAGGAGACUUCAAUGUGUUCUAUUCAAUGACUGCCUUGACAUUGGAAACAAUAUUAAAGGUUAUGGACUAUGAUGUGGAUAUCCAGAAUCAGAAAAGUGAAGUUAAAAAUGCCUUUAUUGAAAACUUAGAGAAAUUCCUGGAAAUCAUCACAAUCCGAAUAUUUCAACCAUGGCUUCAUCUAAACUGCAUCUUCAACUGUACAAAAAUGAGUCGACAGCAAGACAAAGUUCUGACAGACAGCGGAGUUGUCUUUACAAAAGAUGUCAUCAACAAUGCCAAGAACUUAUUAGAGCAGGAAGAUAAUAAUAAUGAAAAGUCAAAGUCAUUCAUUCAAGCUCUCGUUAAUCCAAAAUAUAAUUUCUCAGAUGAGGAAAUUCACGAUGAAAUCAGCACAGUAAUGUUAGCUGCUCAAGAUACAUCAGCAAUUGCUUCAUCAACAGCACUCAUGUUACUUGGAAUGCAUAAGGAUGUCCAACAAAAAGUAGUCGAUGAGCUUCAUGAAAUUUUUGGAAACACACUUGAUGCUCCAUAUUUGGAUUUUGAAAAGAUCAGCGAGCUUCACUACCUUGAAAUGGUUAUUAAUGAAACAAUGCGAUUGGUGCCUGUUGUUCCUUACAUCCUACGCAUUAAUUCAAAAGACAUCGAAAUCAGUGAAGGAUACAUUCUGCCAGCUAAUACUUUCAUUACAGUUCCAAUUCUUAGAAUUCAUCGAUCAAAGAAGAUUUGGGGUGAAGAUGCUGACCACUUCCGUCCAGAAAGAUUUGAUAAAGAAAACUUCGAGAAAAUUCCAUCAUAUGCUUAUAUACCAUUCGCAAAAGGUCCACGAAUGUGUAUUGGAUGGCGUUACGCGAUGCUUUUGAUGAAGAUUCAGCUUGCCAAUAUUUUACUACGUUAUGAAGUCGAUUCAGACAUGAAAUUGGAAGAUGUGAAUUUUCAGCUCCACAUAACGAUGAAUUCUGCUCAGGGAUAUAAUAUUAGCAUUAAAGAAAGGAUGGUUGAUUAAAUUGAUGGU
This is a messenger RNA of Chironomus riparius, 1494 nucleotides long. The record is from the annotation of a GenBank genome assembly. Lineage: Eukaryota; Metazoa; Arthropoda; Insecta; Diptera; Chironomidae.